GGACGAGCACUUGAAGGCAGCAGUGGUGCAGAUCAGUAUUGUGUGCGAGCUGAGCACUGUGUUUCCUGCUGGUUCCUCUCUGUCCUCCAUUAGAGCUCGGCUCCCAGCCCCGCUGUACGGCGCAGGCCCGAAGUAGCGCAGCCGCUCUGAGUCAGUGUGCCGUGGACCCAGCAGUCUAGACUAGGUGGCAGGUAAUGGAGGAUCACAGCGUUCACCAGACAGAACACAUGACCACUAUCGAGGCACACGCCGUCAGCCAACAGGUCCAGCAGGUACAUGUGGCCACCUUCACUGAGACAGCCAUGAUGAGUGCCGAGGAGGACUCCACGUCCUCCCCAGACGACGACCCCUAUGACGACACGGACAUCCUCAACUCAGCUGGCACUGAUGAGGUCACUGCUCACCUGGCGGCUGCAGGGCCAGUGGGCAUGGCAGCUGCUGCUGCCGUGGCAACCGGCAAGAAAAGAAAGAGGCCACAUAUCUUUGAAUCCAACCCUUCCAUCCGCAAGAGGCAGCAGACUCGUCUGCUCAGGAAACUGCGAGCCACUCUGGAUGAGUACACCACUAGAGUGGGCCAACAGGCCAUAGUGCUGUGCAUCUCUCCCUCCAAACCCAACCCUGUGUUCAAGGUGUUUGGUGCUGCCCCCCUGGAGAAUGUGGUGAGGAAAUAUAAGAGCAUGAUGCUGGAGGACCUGGAGAAUGCCCUGGCUGAACACGCCCCUGCUGGGGGAGAACUGGCCUCAGAGCUGCCCCCCCUCACCAUUGACGGCAUCCCUGUCUCUGUGGAUAAGAUGACCCAGGCCCAGCUGCGAGCGUUCAUCCCAGAGAUGCUGAAGUACUCGACAGGCCGAGGGAAACCCGGUUGGGGCAAGGAGAGCUGCAAGCCAGUCUGGUGGCCUGAGGACAUUCCCUGGGCCAACGUUCGCAGUGACGUCCGCACAGAGGAGCAGAAACAGAGGGUGUCAUGGACGCAGGCGCUAAGGACAAUUGUGAAGAACUGCUACAAGCAGCAUGGCCGUGAGGACCUGCUAUAUGCUUUUGAAGAUCAGCAAGUAACCACGGCAACCACCACCCAGCACCACCUGACUACCGCUCAAAGCAUCGCCCACCUUGUCCCCUCACAGACCGUGGUACAGACCAUCAACAACCCCGAUGGAACAGUCUCCCUCAUCCAGGUGGGCACAGGCCACACGGUUGCCACCCUGGCAGAUGCCUCAGAGCUGCCCGGGGUGACAGUGGCACAGGUCAACUACUCCACUGUGACUGAUGGAGAGGUGGAGCAGAACUGGGCCACCCUGCAGAGCGGGGAGAUGACCAUCCAAACCACACAGGCCUCAGAGGCCACCCAGGCGGUAGCAUCCCUCGCUGAAGCCGCUGUCGCUGCCUCCCAGGAGAUUCAGCCCGGGGCCACUGUCACCAUGGCACUCAACAGUGAGGCAGCAGCCCAUGCAGUAGCAACGUUGGCAGAGGCCACUCUACAAGGCGGAGGGCAGAUUGUCUUGGCAGGAGAAACAGCAGCUGCUGUUGGGGCACUGGCAGGGGUUCAGGAUGCCACAGGUCUGGUCCAGAUCCCAGUCAGCAUGUACCAGACCGUAGUGACCAGCCUCGCCCAGGGUAACCGGCCUGUCCAGGUUGCCAUGGCACCAGUUGCCACACGCAUCGAUAACACAGUCACACUGGAUGGCCAGGCGGUGGAGGUUGUGACCCUUGAGCAGUGACACUUGCCCACCCUUCCCCAAAGUGACUAGGGAAAAAGAGGGAAGGUUCCCCCCUCUGUUUUUUCCAAGACAUCACGCUGUAUACAAUGUAAAAUAUAUUUUUAGAUGUACAUCUGCAGGGGAAUUAAAAGUGACAGAUUUAUCAAUCCAUCGUGUUUACUAUGUAAAGAUAUUGCUUUUGUUGAUGUACUUUUUUUCAUUUAGCUGCAUUUUUUAGCUAUGUGAUGUUGACAAUUGUGUUACAAAGGUUAGAGUAUUUAGUAUUUAUUUCUUUACAAUUAACCUUUUUGUUAAAACAAAGAUGAACCAAAAAGCCUGGGAGGAAAGCCACCACUGCUUUACCCUAAUUAUGUACCCAUCACUGUCCCGAUGUUGUUUUACUGUCUGUGUGCUUAACUGUUUCUGUCUUUAUAGAACGCAUUUACCAAUUCAGUGCCAUAGCCACAAAUCACUCUUUCCUGUGUUUCCCAUAACCUGAAUCACUGUUACACUGUUUCCACAUCUGCUCACCUUGAACUACCCUUGCCUGUUGAACACACCCAAGCCAUCGGCACUCAUAGACAUUUCAAAAAUUAGAAGUUUCCCAAAUGAAAUAUUACUUUAAAAUACUGUCUUGUUGUGUGGUUUUCCCUGUGCUGUUUUACUGUUUUUCCACACAUGCCAAGAUUUGUGAAGACUCAGGAUAUACAUCAAGGUGUUUUAUACUGCUGGAUUGCUGAGCUGGCUUCUUGAAGCAGCCAUUUUGUCUCCCAAGCCCACUGGUUUACAGUGCAUGGAUAGGAGCACCCCUUGGUACAUUAUUUUUCAACAUGAAUUCCUUUGUAUGUCUACGUAGGACUGGAUGGUCUGCAUCCUUUUGUAUGUUACCGGAACUAGGUCGUACAUUAACAGGAGACGUGUAUUUUCAAUGUGUGAAACUUCAAAUCUUAGGACAAAAAUAAAGAAAUAAAUAAAUUGCUUGCCAAGAACCGUCUCACUUCACAAGUCUUGUGACAAUUGGUUUGAAUCUCACUAAACGUCUGUAUUAAAAAAAUUCAAAUAAAAUGGCUGCUGUUCACCUAU
Messenger RNA from Myripristis murdjan (pinecone soldierfish), 2780 nucleotides. RefSeq names its product nuclear respiratory factor 1 (gene nrf1). Lineage: Eukaryota; Metazoa; Chordata; Actinopteri; Holocentriformes; Holocentridae. Bases 195 to 1718 code for a protein of 507 amino acids. Gene Ontology annotation, biological process: regulation of transcription by RNA polymerase II. The record is from RefSeq and is a predicted model, not a curated record. Gene Ontology annotation, molecular function: DNA-binding transcription factor activity. The transcript has 12 exons.